This is a messenger RNA of Eublepharis macularius, 10692 nucleotides long. It is a transcript of the gene LRP5, whose product is annotated as LDL receptor related protein 5. The transcript is spliced from 23 exons. Gene Ontology annotation, molecular function: Wnt-protein binding; Wnt receptor activity. NCBI's taxonomy places the organism in Eukaryota, Metazoa, Chordata, Lepidosauria, Squamata, Eublepharidae. Gene Ontology annotation, biological process: canonical Wnt signaling pathway. The coding region runs from base 73 to 4917 and encodes 1614 amino acids. The record is from RefSeq and is a predicted model, not a curated record.
CUCCCUGCUAAGCGCGGCGCACUCGGAGCAUGGAGCCUGCCUGAGGCGGUCCGCGGGCAGCUGCAGCACAACAUGGAGGCGGCGGUGCCGCCGCUGCGGCUGCUGCUCCUGUGCCUGCUGACUGCCUCGGUGCUUCGGUGCAACUUCGACUCUGUCGGGGCUUCUCCUUUGUUGCUUUUUGCUAACCGACGGGAUGUCAGACUGGUGGAUGCUGGAGGAGUAGAGUCUACUAUUGUUGUCAGUGGUUUAGAGGAUGCUGCUGCAGUUGACUUCCUGUAUACACAAGGUGUCAUUUACUGGACAGAUGUGAGCGAAGAAGCCAUCAAACAAACAUAUUUUAACCGAAGUGGAAAUGUGGUACAGAAUGUCAUUGUUUCAGGUCUGGUUUCCCCAGAUGGACUAGCAUGUGACUGGAUUGGAAAAAAAUUGUAUUGGACAGAUUCUGAAACUAAUAGGAUAGAAGUUGCUAAUCUCAAUGGAACAUCUAGAAAGGUUCUCUUUUGGCAAGACCUUGACCAGCCAAGAGCAAUAGCCCUGGAUCCAGCUCAUGGAUACAUGUAUUGGACAGACUGGGGGGAGACGCCUAGAAUAGAACGUGCUGGAAUGGACAGCAGUGUUCGGAAAAUAAUAGUGGAUUCUGACAUUUACUGGCCUAAUGGACUCACCAUAGAUCUUGAGGAACAGAAGCUUUACUGGGCUGAUGCAAAACUGAGUUUCAUUCACAGAGCAAAUUUGGAUGGCUCCUUCCGGCAAAAGGUUGUAGAAGGUAGUUUGACUCACCCGUUUGCACUGACACUGGCUGGGGAUACCCUCUAUUGGACAGACUGGCAGACUCGCUCUAUUCAUGCCUGCAACAAAAGGACUGGGGAAAAAAGGAGAGAAAUACUGAGCGCGCUGUACUCUCCAAUGGACAUCCAGGUUUUGAGUCCUGAGAGGCAACCAUAUUUUCAUACACCCUGUGAAGAUAACAAUGGUGGCUGUUCGCAUUUGUGCCUGUUGUCCCCACGAGAACCCUUUUACAGCUGUAAUUGUCCCACUGGAGUCCAGCUUGAAGAAGAUGGCAGGACCUGCAAAGAAGGUGCUGAGGAAGUGCUUUUGCUUGCUAGGAGAACAGAUUUACGAAGGAUUUCAUUGGACAUGCCAGACUUUACUGAUAUUAUUCUGCAAAUAGACAAUAUUAGGCAUGCUAUUGCAAUAGACUAUGAUCCUGUUGAAGGUUAUAUAUACUGGACUGAUGAUGAUGUCAGAGCUAUUCGUCGGGCUUUCCUUGAUGGAUCUGGAGCCCAGACCCUCGUGACAACUGAAGUAAAUCACCCUGAUGGAAUAGCUGUGGAUUGGGUAUCUAGAAACUUGUACUGGACUGACACUGGAACAGAUCGCAUUGAGGUUACACGGUUGAAUGGGACAUCGAGAAAGAUCUUAAUAUCAGAAAACCUAGAUGAACCCAGAGCAAUAGUACUUAAUCCAGUGAUGGGCUAUAUGUACUGGACGGACUGGGGUGAAAAUCCGAAGAUUGAAUGUGCUUAUCUGGAUGGCUCUGAGAGGAAGGUCUUGGUGAACACCUCUCUGGGGUGGCCUAAUGGUUUGGCACUGGAUCUUGAAGAAAAUAAACUGUAUUGGGGAGAUGCAAAAACUGACAAAAUUGAGGUGAUAAAUAUGGAUGGUACCAUGAGAAAAACUCUCAUAGAAGAUAAGCUUCCCCAUAUAUUUGGGUUUACUUUACUUGGAGACUACAUCUAUUGGACAGACUGGCAGAGGCGAAGCAUUGAAAGAGUUCAUAAAAUCCGAGCAAGUAGGGACAUUAUCAUUGAUCAGUUGCCAGACUUGAUGGGCCUCAAAGCAGCAAGUGUCACCAAAGCAGUUGGAACAAAUCCAUGUGCUGAGAACAAUGGAGAUUGCAGCCACCUGUGUUUCUUCACACCUCAGGAGUGUCGUUGUGCCUGUCCCAUUGGAUUGGAACUACUUAGUGAUAUGAAGACUUGCAUCAUUCCAGAAGCCUUUCUUGUCUUCACCAGCAGAGCAGCCAUUCAUAGGAUUUCUCUUGAAACAAACAAUAACGAUGUAGCUAUUCCUCUUACUGGUGUCAAAGAAGCUUCAGCCCUUGAUUUUGAUGUGUCUGACAACAGAAUAUAUUGGACAGAUAUUAGUUUAAAGACAAUAAGCCGGGCUUUCAUGAAUGGAAGUGCUGUUGAGCAUGUGAUUGAGUUUGGAUUGGAUUACCCUGAAGGAAUGGCAGUAGACUGGAUGGGGAAGAAUCUUUAUUGGGCAGAUACUGGAACUAAUAGAAUUGAAGUGGCACGCCUGGAUGGUCUGUACCGGCAAGUUCUUGUGUGGAAGGAUUUAGAUAACCCUAGAUCUUUGGCACUUGAUCCAUCUAAAGGGUACAUGUACUGGACAGAAUGGGGAGGCAAACCAAAGAUUGUUCGGGCUUACAUGGAUGGGACAAACAGUAUCACUCUAGUGGAUAAAGUGGGGCGUGCCAAUGAUCUCACUAUUGACUAUGAAGAUCAACGACUCUAUUGGACUGACCUGGAUACAAGCAUGAUUGAAUCAUCAAAUAUGCUAGGACAAGAACGGGAAAUAAUAGCAGAUGAUCUACCUCAUCCAUUUGGGCUUACUCAGUACAGUGACUUCAUCUACUGGACAGAUUGGAACCUUCAUAGUAUAGAAAGAGCAGACAAGACAAAUGGAAGGAAUCGUACACUAAUUCAGGGGCGCUUGGAUUUUGUGAUGGACAUACUGGUUUUUCAUUCUUCACGACAGGAUGGCUUGAAUGACUGCAUGCAAAACAAUGGGCACUGUGGACAGUUGUGCCUUGCGGUACCCAAUGGAUAUAGAUGUGGAUGUUCAUCUCACUAUACCUUGGAACCCAACAGCCGUAACUGCAGUUCACCCAGAAGUUUCUUGCUUUUUAGUCAGAAGUCUGCCAUUAGUCGAAUGAUACCAGAUGACCAGCAGAGUCCAGAUAUCAUCCUUCCUAUUCAUGGUUUAAGAAAUGUCAAGGCUAUUGAUUAUGAUCCCUUGGAUAAAUUGAUUUAUUGGGUAGAUGGUCGUCAGAAUAUUAUUAAAAGAGCCAAAGAUGAUGGCACUCAGCCUUUCACAAUCAUGAGUACUCCCAACCAAAGCCAAAAUCCAGAGAAGCAACCACAUGACCUGAGUAUUGAUAUUUAUAGCCAUACUUUGUACUGGACCUGUGAAGCCACAAAUACAAUCAAUGUCCACAGACUUAAUGGAGAACAGAUUGGGGUGGUACUUCGGGGAGACCAUGAUAAACCAAGAGCCAUCAUUGUAAAUGCUGAGCGAGGAUAUAUGUAUUUCACCAAUAUGCAAGAACGUGCCCCAAAGAUUGAGCGUGCAGCCCUGGAUGGCACAGAACGAGAGGUGCUCUUCACUACUGGAUUGCUCCGACCGGUUGCUCUAGUGAUUGACAACAAGCUUGGAAAACUCUUUUGGGUGGAUGCAGAUCUCAAACGAAUUGAAAGCUGUGAUUUAUCAGGAGCUAACCGCGUGACACUACAGGACUCCAACAUUCUUCAGCCAAUGGGGUUGACAGUGUUGGGAAAUCAUCUAUACUGGAUUGACCGUCAGCAGCAAAUGAUAGAAAGAGUUGAAAAAACCAAUGGAUACAGGAGGACCCGAAUACAAGGUCGAAUUGCACACCUGACAGGCAUCCAUGCAGUGGAAGACAUUGAUAUGGAGGAAUUCUCUGCACACCCAUGUUCUCGAGAUAAUGGUGGAUGUUCACACAUCUGUAUAGCAAAGGGAGAUGGAACUCCGAGGUGCUCUUGCCCAGUUCACUUAGUACUUCUGCAGAACCUCUUAACAUGUGGAGAACCUCCAACAUGUUCUCCAGACCAGUUCACAUGUGCAACUGGGGAGAUAGACUGUAUCCCUAUGGCAUGGCGAUGUGAUGGAUUCUCUGAAUGCGAUGAUCGGAGUGAUGAGGAUAGCUGUCCAAUAUGCUCAGCAGCCCAGUUUCAGUGUGAGAAAGGGCAGUGCAUUGAUGCUCGGUUAAGAUGUAAUGGAGAAAUAGACUGCCAGGAUAAAUCCGAUGAAGCAGACUGUGAUACCAUUUGUCUCCCAAAUCAGUUUCGAUGUGCCAGUGGACAGUGUAUCCUCAUAAAACAGCAAUGUGACUCAUUUCCCGAUUGCAUUGAUGGUUCUGAUGAAGUUGCAUGUGCAAAAAGUAAACUCUCCUCGGAGGAGUCUCAACCCCACAGUAGUGCCAUUGGGCCUGUCAUUGGUAUCAUUCUGUCUCUCUUUGUCAUGGGAGGAAUGUACUUUGUUUGCCAGCGUGUGGUAUGUCAGCGCUAUGCUGGGCCAAAUGGACCUUUUCCACAUGAAUAUGUCAGCGGUACACCUCAUGUCCCUUUAAAUUUUAUUGCUCCAGGAAGUUCUCAACAUGGCACUUUCACAGGUAUCUCAUGUGGAAAAUCUAUGAUUAGCUCCAUGAGCCUCAUGGGAGGGAGCAGCGGUGCCCCGCUUUAUGACAGAAAUCAUGUAACCGGGGCCUCCUCUAGUAGCUCAUCUAGCACUAAAGCCACUUUCUAUCCGCAGAUUCUGAACCCACCACCUUCACCAGCAACUGAUCGCUCGCUGUACAACACAGAAAUGUUCUACUCAUCAAACAUUCCUUCAACAACGAGAUCUUACAGGCCAUAUCUUAUUAGGGGCAUAGCUCCACCAACAACUCCAUGCAGCACUGAUGUAUGUGACAGUGACUAUACCACAAGCAGAUGGAAAACUAAUAAAUACUACAUAGAUCUAAAUUCAGACUCAGACCCAUAUCCCCCUCCUCCUACUCCCCGCAGCCAGUAUAUGUCAGCCGAAGAGAGCUGCCCACCAUCUCCUGCCACAGAGCGAAGUUACUUCCACCUCUAUCCCCCUCCACCAUCUCCUUGUACAGACUCUUCAUGAUUUCAGCUGAAGGAACUUUCUUUUUAUGUAAAUAUGUUUUAAAUAUGAACAAAGAUUUUUUUUAAGUAUAUAUAUUUUAUGAUCUAAAAUGGGGCGGGAACUUAACAAAUGUGAAUAAAAUGGGUGGGUCUGGACUGUGAAAAUUGUACAAUGGAAGAAUAUUUAUAAAUCUGUUUUUAACUUAAUAUCCACUCUUUUGUGCCAUAUUUGCUUUUGUAUCGAAGUCUCAAAAUUAAAUUGACCUCCAAAGGAGGUGGGGGGGGAUGGGACAUAUAAUACUUGGAGGGUUUUUUGGAGUCACCGUUUUGAUUUGGUAAAGGAAAAUGUGCUGGGUUUGCUAUUGUGGGUUUUUUUUAAGUAACUAAAAGUAUAGUAUGAAAUAAUGUUUGAAUGAAUGGCAAAGUUGUUUGAAACAUACGGGAAAUUUGAAAUAUUUUUAUUUGAUUUGAUCAUAGCUAAUUAAACCACAAAAAUGCACUUUUCUUUUGGAAUGUUUAAUGCAAAAAGUGGCUCCUCCUAUUUAUAUUCCACCACUCACAAUCCAGUGGAAUCUGUACAUAAAGAAAUGUGGGAUUUUGAAUCUUGCACUCAGUUUCUUCACCACAGACCACUUCUGCUGAGGUGAAAUAAGCAUGGAUACAUUUAUAUACAUUAUACGCAUUCUUGUCAGAAUUCUGAGAACCUCCAAGUAACAUUAGACAAGCAAAGGAUGUUUCUUCUUUGGAGUUUAUUAACAUUAUAAAUCUAUUUGGUGAUUGUCAGGAGAUAUGUGGCCAUAAAUCAAUAGAAGAAAUAGAAAAAUACCACUAUCGUCUUGCUUUUUUGGAAGAUCACAACCUUGUGUAAUCCAGAAAUGUCUAAUCUGUUGUCUGAGGCAGCCCUUGUUGUUGUUGCUUUUGGCCCACAAAAUCUUGGCACGAAAGUUCCAAGUUUUACAUUGUUGUUUGCAAAACUGUAAAUAAAUGCACCACUUUCAGUGUAAUCCUAUGUAGAGUUACUCGAGUCUAAGCACAUUGAAAUCAAUGAGCUUAGACUGGUGUAACUCUGCAUAGGAUUGCACUGUUAGUCAAUCAUUUUAUUUUUCUGUUCAUUUGAUUUUUUAAAACGUGGCCCUGAAUAAACAGGCUGCUGAUUUAUGUAUUUACAAAUCCAGGUGUUUCAAGAGCUGCCUUGGAAGCCUUCCUCCUUUUAACCCUUACAUAGGACAAAUGUCUCUUCUAAGAUAGUACCUGUUCUUUAAUUAAUUUUAAAACAAAAACAAAACAAAAUCCUCACUUUUUCUUCGGCACUAUUACUUUCAUAUUCAGUCUUAGAAGAUUUCACUAUUUAAUAGCCUUAGCAAAAAUGUUUCUACCGCUCCAGAUUGCAAUGAAAAUGUUCAUAGUGUUCUUGGAGUCGUCUGUCUAAAAUUAAAAGAUGACAAAUUUAAAAUCCCAUUUUAAAAACUCUAAAAGCUGAUGUAACUUUUAAUAGUUCAAGAAGACUGUUGGUACUAGACCAGCCAGUAGAGGUGAACUGAUUUUGGCUUAAACUAAUUUUGGAGCAGUCUGUAGAACAUGAGGCCUGUCAAACCUGUUCUGCUUAUAAUAGUUGUGCAACAUCCCAGCAGUAUUGGCUUGGCACUGUGCAUUGUGGUGAUACGUUGGCAGUAUAGCUGUUGGUAUCUUCCAUCCUAAGUUAUUCCAAGGUAGUGUGCUAAAUCUAAAGGUCAAGCUAUAAAUGAGUUUUUACUCUCCAGCCCUGAGCUGCUGUAGACCAGGGCUCCUUAACUACAACCCUGUUCCAAAGGUUUGUGUGUACUUUUGAUGCACAUGUGGAAUUCUUCUGUGGGGAGGAAGCUUUCCCAGUCACUCAAAACAUACAGAACUGAAAGUGAUUGGGGAAGCUUGGGCAUAUACACUGGCUGUCCCACAUACUGCAGUUAGAGCAUUGGCUCAGGACAGAUGGCUUCAAGUCACUAUUUGCACUUGAAGAUGCAUAUUUCAUGGGUGGCUGGUAGAAAAGACAAUGAAACUUUUUUGUAUUAACAACCUGUACUUUUGCUUUGAGUGUUCAGUUAGAGCUUUGUAAAGAGUAAUUGGAAUCCAAGUAGUCUAAGAGCUGUGAUGUGAACAAGUAAUAAAAGAUUACUGGAAAAGAAAAAAGAACCAACAAUAAUCUGUUUUCACAGCUGCAGAGCAGCACGUGAAAUAGGCCUUUGCCAGUCUUAAGAGCACUGACAAGGAUGAAAAAUGUUCCUUUUUGAACUCGUAGCUGGAAUUUUAGCAAAUAUUUUUGGCAGAGCAAGAUGUGAAACCCUUCCAAACCCUGGCAAAUAUUUCCUAUCUUAUUGACAGGGUGGAGUCUGACUUCUGAUGUUUUCUUACCACUUCAUUCUUGCAUCUCAGUCUGUUCUUCGUAGCCAUUUGGACUUAGGAUAUAGCAGAUGCUGUUUAGACCUGUGGGAUUUUUUAUGUUUCAGUAUCUUGAGAAAUUGGUGUUAUGGUCCUGUUUUUUACUUCCUAUACUAAGGUUUAGUAUAGUGGAAAGAAACUUACAAUAAUUGUUAAUGUCUGCUCUAUGCCUGUGAAUAUUGCAAAAGUAAUGUUAAUUUCCUCUUAAGUGUUAGGAUACAAAGGAUGUGGCUUUAGUGUUUUCUUCUAUCACAGACAGUCCUCACAUUAAAGCAUCUGCUUGGCUCAGGUCAAAGUCAUAAUGGAGUGUUAGCUUCUUAGGUGGUUUUCAGCACAUCUCCCAAUUUAAUGAUGUAAACUGAUGGUGUGAGAAGGCAGGAAUAUGUGGUUUUAUCAUAUAGUUUCAAGUGUAAUCUCAUUUUAAUUCAAAAAACACAUGCUGACAGAUUUUCAUCUACUUAUUUGACAUAAUUAUGCUUAAUUUUUUUGUAUGGUAUUUGUAAAGAGGUUGCUAUUUUGGCUCUUAAAGUUGCAGAUUUUUAUUACUGGUGUAUGUUGAUUUCUUGUGUACUUCACAAAGUCACACAAAGUAUUAACAGAUAGUGAUUUUCAUAAACUACAUUACUGGUAUUUUUACUUGCUUUCUCUGAACAAGUCCAUUUUGCAGUCAUUUAUCAGAAAUAUUUUACAUAUCUGGCAUUCUUGAGCUAAGGAAUAACCCCCAUUUUGAUUUCAAGAAUACUUUGAGUGCUUGCAGUAUCAUAGAUAGUAGAUGAGAUGAAUGCUAGGUACGCAAAUAUGUGGAAAUUGGGCAUUUUGAAGCCACUAGUAGCACUGCAUUCAAGUGUAAUGUCCUGGAAUCUGCCCCAUGAGACAAGAUGUUUGAGUAUAUGGAGCUGCUUUGGACUGAGUCGGACCAGUGGUCCAUCUAGCUGGUUUGUUUUGCCUGAAAACAGCUCUUCAAGGUAUCAGGUGGACUCUGAUUCCAAAACCUUUUUUUCCUUUUUUUAAGGUGGGGGUUCUGGGAACUGGCAUGAUGAAAGUUGAUGGAACUGCCUUAAGAAUGAGUGAAUAACUUAUUUAAAACAGCCGCCGUGCUAUUGCAUUUUCAAAAUGGCUAUCAUGCUACUAAUGGUAUUCUUUCAUUGGUCCUUGAAAUAUCUUUUGGCCAUGAAUUCAUAAGAAUUCACAUAUGAUAUGUGACAUAGUAGUUCUUCUUGUUUUGUUUUUAACCUACUGCUGAUCCAGGUCUAGUGUUUUGAGAGCAAAUGUUUCUUUGCCUUAUAAUCUUGAUUGUAGAUGCCAUAACUUGGGUUGGAUUUAACCAAUUUGAAUUUGAAAUUUUGUUUUUAUGGUAGGUAUAACUAUGAAUUAGAAUUAAUUUUUUUUCAACUUAGCAGUAAGGGCAACCUACAACUUAAAAAGGAGAUAUGGAUUAGCAACUAUUCAGUUAUGAUAAAGCUUGAAAUUAUUUUCUCUCCCACUUCCUAAAACAAUGGAGAUUUGAAAGUAACAUGCUGAAACACUCAAUGGCAGAGAUUGCAAUAUAAUUUGGUUUGUAGAAAACAAUGCGUAGAAGUCCACUGUUGAUGUUUGUUACUUUUUCCUGUGUUAACAAACAGCAUUGUAUGAAUUGUUUUAAUUGUAAGGCAUGAGCUUUGUAUAUUUAAAAUAUAAAAAUAGUAAAUUUGUUAGAGUCACACUUAAAAUCUAGAACACAUUAAAAUUUUGUAUUAGUCUAAUCCUGAAGGUAUAUGAGCUUGGAAGCCUAAUACACAGAAAUGCUCUUUUGGAGAGAGGGAAUGGUCCUAAGCUCAGUUUACCUAAAGCCUCAUGUUUGAAACAAAACUAUUUAAAAAUAAAGCACCUUUAGGCGAGGAGCCGUGUCCCCAGGAGUCCCCUGUGGUUAACUGUCUGUGUGCAUGUGCGUGUUUGUGCUUCGUGCAUACGUGCGGCUGCGUAUGUGGUAGAAAGAAGACUGUAAUUACAGUUUUAACGUACAAUAAUAUUUGUGGAAAUAGUUUGUAAAUAAUGUAAUUGAAGUAUUUGCAGUUAGAAACAGAGCAGUUGUUGAUUUAUUAAAUAGAAAAGCCUAUUGGCCUAGAACAAAAUGAAGCAAAAGAUAGGGUUCUGCAGUUGGAACCUGGAGACUCUUGUUUACCUUGUAGAUCUGCUACCCAGUCAAGAGACAAAGCAGCCAGCCAGUGCCCCUUUCACCUGUGUGUUCCCCUGCCUGCUUUGCAACAUGGAAAGGUAAAAGGGAGUGUCUGGGUUGCAACCUGGAAGCCUCAAGCAAAACGUCUUUAAAAUUAUGUAGUUUAGCUAUUAUACCUGAAAUUCAGAGGGCAUUUAAAACAGAAAUAAAACCCCAGGCUGCUUUCUGUAUCUUAUCUAAAUAAUGCAAUUGCUGCUAAUGUAAAGUACCUGAGUAUAUACAAAUAUUGUCAAGAAUUGUUAUAGUAGACUCACACACCAAUCUUUUUUAUAUUUAUAUUGUAAAAUGUAUUCUGCAAACAGCCUAAAUAUUUUAGCUUUAUACUUGUAUCCUUUUUGUAGACAUAAUUUGUCAUACACAGGAAAAAAGUGCCUUUGGUAUUUUUAAACAGCCUAAUAUAUUUACUUGGGCAGAUAAUAACACAGCCUUAAACAAGUAACUCUCCAUUGGCUAACUUUUCACCAAAUGUGUAGCAAAAAAAGUACUAAUGUGCUGAAUUCAUUUCAAGAAAGAAAUAUUCACAGAUGAUGUAAUUAAGCUUAUUUGAUGCCUUUAUUGCAGCAUAUCUAAGUAUUGACUUUAAAGCAUUAAUGUGAUGGAAGCAAUUAUUUCAAAAACAUUGUAUGGAAGAAAUUCUUUCAGAAAUGACACAAUUCCAGGGGGGCUUCCACUUAACCAAAAUAUUUAUUUCCUUUUGCUGGAAUCCUUGUGUUCUUACUAUUCUUGCAACACAGGCGAGUUGUUAAAAAUCACUUUUUAGAACACAGUAUACAAGGAGGACUAGUGAAAAUACCCUUUUUCUUAAUAAUUACCCACCCACAUACCACUAUAAAAGGGACAGGCCUUCACCAGUACCAAAACAGAGCAUAGUCUAGCCAAAGGCAUGCAUUUUAAGUCCCAUUGAUUUCACUAUAAGCUAAAUAAACAUGUCCUUGCUCUCACUUAACUCCACUCGCUAUAAAAGUCCUAACCUUCGACUGGAUCAUACUUCUAAAAUAUGAAUCCUACAGUGAAACCACAAUGAUGCAAUCUAAUGGUUUCAUAUCACCAGUGCUAGAGUUCUGUUUGAAAUUGGCUUCAUGUAUAAUAUCUGUAAAGUUAACUCUCUGUAUUUGUACUAUAGAUUUUGUUAAUUUUGUUUUGUAAUUAAAACUUUGGAAAAAAUUG